Messenger RNA from Aricia agestis (brown argus), 1311 nucleotides. Its product is annotated as cytochrome P450 4C1-like. The coding region runs from base 1 to 1311 and encodes 436 amino acids. Gene Ontology annotation, molecular function: monooxygenase activity; iron ion binding; heme binding. The record is from RefSeq and is a predicted model, not a curated record. The transcript is spliced from 8 exons. Lineage: Eukaryota; Metazoa; Arthropoda; Insecta; Lepidoptera; Lycaenidae.
AUGUCGCCUCUGCCCCUCACCCUGCGCGUCAGAGAUGUGCACCGCUUCCGCAUGGUCAUAUUAACUUCUGGUAUGCAGCACCACAAAAAAAGUGAUGUUUACAAGAUUCUCAGGCCAUUGCUUCAAGAAGGUCUUCUAGUUAGCAACGGUCCCAAAUGGCUAAAACGCCGCAAGAUUCUGACAUCGGCAUUCCACUUUAACGUGCUAAAAAAAUAUUUCGCAACAAUACAGGAUAAUGAUAAAGCACUGGUUGAAUAUUUGAAAGACGCAGGUGGCAAUCCAGUAGAUAUCAUUUCAACUGUAUCCGGGUACACACUAAAUACUAUUUGCGAGGCCACAAUGGGAAUAAGCUUAAGAGGAGAGGUAACCAAUAAGAGCGCUAUAUAUAAAACGGCUAUAUAUAAAAUCACAAAAUAUAUCACAUAUCGAUUUUCAAAUGUCUAUUUACACUCAGAUUUCAUUUUCAACAUGACGAGGCUCGGUAAGAGCCAGAAUAAGAUUUUGAGUGUAGUCCACGAUUUGACAACGAGCAUUAUACAGCAAAGAAAACAAUCCAUCAACGCCGAAGAAGUAAGCACAAUAGAAGCCAAUGAGGGUGAAUACUUGGGAAAGAAGAAUAGAGCCGCCAUGUUAGAUUUGUUAAUAUCCAAACAAAACGAAGGUUUGAUCGAUGACGUUGGUAUCGAGGAAGAAGUCAAAACAUUCAUGUUUGCAGGUCAUGAAACAACAGCGGCUUGCCUAAUAUAUACGUUGUUAUUAUUAGCAAUUCACCCUGACGUGCAAAACAAGGUUAUAGAGGAGGUCGAUUACAUCUUCGGAAAGGACACUCGAGAUGCAACUUUGGAAGAUUUGUCUGCGAUGAAAUAUCUCGAUUUGGUUAUAAAAGAAUCUAUGCGUCUAUACCCACCGGUGAAUUUUAUUAUGAGGCAAACGACCCAGCCCUGUAAACUAAGCAAUUUUGACAUACCAGCGAACACGAUGUGCGCGAUCCACAUCUACGACUUGCACCGCGACGAAAAGAUCUACCCGGAGCCGGACAAGUUCCGCCCGGAACGAUUCCUGCCGGAGAACAGCGCGGGGCGACACAACUUCGCCUUCAUACCCUUCAGCGCCGGGCCCAGGAACUGCAUCGGUCAAAAGUUCGCAAUGAUGGAAAUGAAGUCGUUACUGUCGUCUAUAUUCAGGCGCUUCGACGUUGCUCCGGUCACAAAAAUAAGCGAUAACUUGAGUUUCUCCGUCGAUUUAGUUUUAAGAACGACAGAUCCCGUUUACGUCAGAUUUAUAGAGAGAGGUCUGCAUUCAAUUCACUAA